Messenger RNA from Penicillium roqueforti, 1341 nucleotides. RefSeq names its product putative C2H2 transcription factor (Con7). The transcript is spliced from 3 exons. Lineage: Eukaryota; Fungi; Ascomycota; Eurotiomycetes; Eurotiales; Aspergillaceae. The record is from RefSeq and is a predicted model, not a curated record. The coding region runs from base 1 to 1341 and encodes 446 amino acids. Gene Ontology annotation, biological process: regulation of DNA-templated transcription.
AUGGACAACCGGCCCGCUUCCGAGUACGCACAGCCAGGUUCGCACCACCCAAACGCCGUCACCGACGCACCUUCUGAACAAAAACCCGCAGAACAAACUUCUGCUGCUGCUGCUCACUACACCCCGCAACCCGAGGCCCGCCCCACGCCGCAGUAUACACCGCAGCCUGAGGUUCGACCCGCCAAUAUUUCGUCGGCCAACACCCCUCAGUCGGACUACGGUCUGAACCCUCCGCCCACCGCCCGCUCGCCUGGCUACCAGGAUUACCUUCACCGGCCUCCUCAGUCCUACGCCCCCAACUCCCAACCCGGCGGUGCGCCAGGUAUGGCUCAAGCAACAAGUCCGUUCACCAACACCUUGCCUACGGGCCCGCGCAGUCCGCACUCAAAGUCUGACGCGCCCGUUCCUAUAGAUCCUUCGCUUCCGGCCAACAGCCCCACCUAUCCUCCUCCCUACUCUCCUUAUCAACCUCAGGGGCAUGAGAUGGCGCAGUACCAGGGUCACCCACCUCCGCCUCAGCAUAUGUACGCACGUCCGGAUUGGCCUCAUAGCUAUGGACAACAGCAUCAUGGAUUGCCGGGACCUUAUGCUUCCCCGGCCACAACGGUUGGUUCCACCUCUCCUGUUGGUGUACUCAAGGGGCCGCGCUCUCCAAAGGUCUAUUCUUUUGUCCCAAUCCCUGGCGCACAGCAGCAUAAGCGCCCUCGUCGUCGUUACGAGGAAAUUGAGCGCAUGUAUAAGUGUGGAUGGAACGGAUGUGAAAAGGCAUAUGGUACUCUAAACCAUUUGAAUGCACACGUGACUAUGCAAUCGCAUGGCGCCAAGCGUACUCCUGAGGGUGUCGCGGGGCCCGCAGUAGCGUGGCCGACGGCGUGGAGGCUAAGCUUGCCUCUUAUCCCUUUCCGUCCCGGCACUAGCCAGCAUCGUCCACGCUAUUUCCCAUUUUGGAAACUGAUCAUUAUUAAGCUCACUGCUGACUUUGCUCUCUUAGAAUUCAAGGAAAUCCGCAAGGAGUGGAAGGCUCGCAAGAAGGAGGAAGAUGCUCAGCGCAAGGCUAUCGAGGAGCGUGAGCGUGCUGCCGUCCAGGCCGCCCAGGCCAACCAGGUCGAACCUCCGAACCCCUCUGACCCAUCCCACGGACAGCCGCCUCCUUACGCUGGUGGAGUUCGCCCUCAACUCCCUCCGAUCGGGUACCAGCCCGCAGACAGCCAGGUCCCCGGCCAGUACGGUGGUCCUCCUGGCAGCGGUAUGGUCUAUCAGAGUAAUGCACAGAUAGCCUACCCUCCCAACUACCCUCACUCUCCCUACCAGAGCGGACCGGGGUACCCGCAACGUGAGUAA